AUGCUGACGAGGCUGCCACACAUUUCCAUCAACACCCUCACCAAGAACAUCCACAUCGGCUUCCGCAAAAUGGCCAACGUCGCGGAUCAUUAUAACGACCCCGUCUCGAUCGCCGUCAUUGGCGGCACCGGCCUCCAAUCUCUCCCUCACUUCACCCACGUCGCCACCCUCAAACCCUCCACCCCAUGGGGCACUCCCUCCUCGCCCAUCUCCAUCCUCCACCACCCCUCGCCCUCCACCGGCAAGCCCAUCCCCAUCGCUUUCAUCUCCCGCCAUGGCCUGCACCAUGAGCUCGCACCUCACGAAGUCCCUGCCCGCGCCAACAUCGCCGCCCUCCGACACCUCGGCGUACGCACCAUCAUCGCCUUCUCCGCCGUAGGAAGCUUGCAAGAGGAGAUCAAGCCACGAGACUUCGUUGUGCCAGACCAGAUCAUCGAUCGUACGAAGGGAAUCCGCCCAUUCACGUUCUUCGAAGGCGGCAUGGUCGGUCAUGUUGGGUUCGCAGACCCCUUCGACAACAAGGUCGGCAAGAUAGUACGGCAAUGCGGACACAGCUUGGAGGGUGAAGGAGUGAGACUGCACGACAAGGGCACGAUCAUCUGCAUGGAAGGACCACAAUUCUCCACCCGCGCAGAGAGCAACAUGUACCGCUCCUGGGGUGGCAGCGUGAUCAACAUGUCUGCAUUGCCGGAAGCCAAGCUGGCGAAAGAGGCUGAAAUCGCAUAUCAGAUGAUCUGCAUGAGCACGGAUUACGACUGCUGGCAUGACAGCGGCGACGUGACGGUCGAGAUGGUCAUGGGGAACAUGAAGGCGAACGCGGAGAACGCGAGGAGAUUUGUCGGUGCGGUGUUGGAUGAGUUGAGCAAAGAGGAGCACAAUGAAGUCGUGCUGGCGAAGCACUUGGAGGGUGAGAUGAAGUUUGCGGGUGGUUUGACGGCCGCUCCUGGAAGAAGUGCGGAGGCGAAGACGAAGCUGGGGUGGUUGUUCCCGGGUUACUUCGAUUAG
Zasmidium cellare ATCC 36951 is the source of this 1005-nucleotide messenger RNA. RefSeq lists its product as uncharacterized. The transcript has 2 exons. Lineage: Eukaryota; Fungi; Ascomycota; Dothideomycetes; Mycosphaerellales; Mycosphaerellaceae. Gene Ontology annotation, cellular component: cytosol. Bases 1 to 1005 code for a protein of 334 amino acids. Gene Ontology annotation, molecular function: S-methyl-5-thioadenosine phosphorylase activity. Gene Ontology annotation, biological process: nucleoside metabolic process. The record is from RefSeq and is a predicted model, not a curated record.